This is a messenger RNA of Mycena indigotica, 2340 nucleotides long. RefSeq lists its product as uncharacterized. The record is from RefSeq and is a predicted model, not a curated record. The coding region runs from base 19 to 2340 and encodes 773 amino acids. The transcript is spliced from 4 exons. Lineage: Eukaryota; Fungi; Basidiomycota; Agaricomycetes; Agaricales; Mycenaceae.
GUCCUCGAGGCUCGACCAAUGUCCAUGGAAGCGGACGGGACCGCCACACGCAGUGGUCGAAAGCGUUCCGAGGCUCGCCGUAGCUUGUCGCUUCUGGCCACACUCGAUCUUGCAGGCAUUAUCCGCUCCAGCAGCCUUACCUCCCGACGCGUGUCUGACCACGAAGAAGGCAAACCCCGCACUUAUCGACGCGGCUCUCGUCGGGUCACAGUUCAUUACGAGAUGGAGCCUGGACUAACAAUCGAACGUCCAGCGUCAGUAACAAGCAAAGACAAAGGCGAAGACGAGCAUCACGAUGUUGUUCCCGAGCUUCCUUCAAGCCCGACAAAACCACCGGUGCAGUCGAGGCCCCUCUCUGCAACAUCAAGCACAGUCACCCCCUCCAAAAAGCGCGUCCCUUCCCGAAUCCCCACCAAAACAGAGCCUUCACAAAAGAAGCAUCUCUUCGGGAUCCCUCUGCCCAGUCCAGUGCGAUCGUCAUUCAGCAGUUCCCGGCCGACAACACCGUCAGAUUCGCCCUCCACUAUUUCAAAAAGCAAAGCAAAGCCGAAGCCACCAAUUGGUCAAGGCUCUGCUUCAAGUCUGUCGAAAUUCUUCGUUGCGGGUGGUGGAUCGAGUCUACGGGUUUCCUCCGCUCCAGAAUCACAAAGGAAACCCAGUCCUUCAAGCAAGCUCCCGACCCCGGUCAAACAGCACUCACCUAUAUCCCCUGCUUCUCCCAAACGAUCUUCAUUAGCCGGCAAGCCUUCCGGUGCCCAUAUUUCGUCCUCCACCAUCGUUGUAGAGCCAGGUUCUGUCACCCCCAGACGCCUCAUGUCCGAAGUUGGGAACACCACCAGAGCAGUGGAAUCAACAACCAAUUAUCGCUCGAGCGUUUCGGUCGUCGCUUCUCGUCCAAGAACAAGCGCAAUCCCAACACCAAUGCGAACAAGUAUAUCCAAUCCGCGUGCCUCCCUAGUAGCUCCGGCUCCAAGUAGCCCGACCGUGCGUGUCAGGUCUCUUUCCACUGGAGCUAGUAGUUCUCGUUCUGCGAUUGGUGUAUCAACACGCGUCAGCUCGAAUUCAUUGAGCACGGUGUCGCUUUCGCCAAGGGAACGGCGAACGUCAAGUGAUUCAUCAUCUCAUGCACAUAGACCAUAUCGAGCAACAGUGCGGCUGGAUGGGAUUGCAGAGUUGAAGGGCAAAGAGGGAGACAAUGGUGAACUAGAUGCAAAACAUUCUGCAAGCGGACAUUCACGACAUGUGACGGUGAGAUCAACAAUUGAUGCCGAGCCAAGUUCUCCCAUGCCCGCUGGGACUACAACGACGACGACGGCCAAGAGCUCACUAAGCACUGCUGCAUCUCGAAAGCAUGGGUCAUUCGACUUUGAAAGACCUGGAUGGGGCUCGUUGGCGGGGAAGGGUGCCUCGACGAGUUUGGGGAUUGGAAGUCGCACGCGGAGGGAAGCAAUAGGACGAGAUUCUUCAGUCGACGAGUCGGGGAGGAUACGGACAACGGGUGCUGGACUGGCAGGGGUUGGCUCUGCUCGAUUUUAUGCCUCAACUUCGGCUGCAUCCAACCGCAAUGUGCGGCUAGUUCCGCCACCAACGCCGCCUGAGCUGGAGCCAAGUCAUACGGGCAACUCUGCGUCCACUUCGGCCUCUCGAACGAACGUGGGGACCAGCAGCUGGGGGCGCUCGACGGGAAAACGGCUGAGCGCUGGGUUUUCCAAACUCACAACCGGACUUGGUCUGGGCGGAAAAUCAGUGCUGUCAAAAACAUCGACAGCCAAUGUCGGCAAGGAACGACACCACGGCAAAUUUCCCUUCGAGCCACCGGUGUCGUCACCAACGAUGGUGGCCCGCCAAUUGUCCUUGGAUAGCCAACACGACCGGGAACGUGUUUCGAGACCGUUAUCGCCGGGCAGCAAAGGCCACAAUGCAAGUCACUCGACAUCAAGUACGACAAGUUCGACGCAUACCGGUGUUAGUGCAGGACACCGUUCGGGAACUAAAGGCCGCUCGCUUGACCUCGGGUUGGGAUUGGCUUGGGCACCGACGAGGGUUCGGGAGGACGCUGUUAUGCCGGAGUCAUCAUUUGGCAGGAGUCUCAGCGCCAGCCGACGAGAACGGAGAGGGAAGGAGAUUGCGGAGGAAUUCCGGCAAGUACUGGAUGAUGACGGUUUCAAGGCUUUCAAGAAAUAUGUCCAUCGAUUCGAUAACAAUGAAAUACCCUUUGACGGGCCCACUGGUAUCGUCGCGCGGGUGGAACGUCUUUUACGCAAAGCGCGCCAGCUCGAUGACGACGAGCGAAGCAGACUUCUCGACAAUUUUGUCAAACUGACACUCUCGGCCGUAUAA